This is a messenger RNA of Etheostoma spectabile (orangethroat darter), 5411 nucleotides long. RefSeq names its product guanine nucleotide binding protein (G protein) alpha 12a (gene gna12a). The record is from RefSeq and is a predicted model, not a curated record. Gene Ontology annotation, biological process: adenylate cyclase-modulating G protein-coupled receptor signaling pathway; Rho protein signal transduction. Gene Ontology annotation, cellular component: heterotrimeric G-protein complex; cytoplasm; brush border membrane. The coding region runs from base 448 to 1695 and encodes 415 amino acids. The transcript is spliced from 5 exons. Gene Ontology annotation, molecular function: GTPase activity; G-protein beta/gamma-subunit complex binding; D5 dopamine receptor binding. Lineage: Eukaryota; Metazoa; Chordata; Actinopteri; Perciformes; Percidae.
CCCAAGUUCACAAACCGCUGGGAGUGAAUGGAGAGUGUGGAUAGGCUGUCCCCCACCCCCGUGGAUGUGUAAUGUUGUUUGACUUCGAAUGAACAGACCGAUUUCUGAUCAACUUUAGAUCUUUUUUCAGUCCAGGACGGACUCAGACCUUUAGACUACCCCAUUUUCGGAACAUUUCCCGGCUUUGUUCCUUCUCUAUCCGGAUUGAUUUUUGUUGAUGGCGUGGUCUAACCAAGAUGGACACGGGUUGUCUGCCGGCUGGAGACUAGACAACGGUUUCACCUUUUAAAUCUAAAUGUAGGCCUAUACUAUAUUUCAUUAUCCGCUGUAACCUUAUCAUUUAUCAGGUUGGAUGUAAGAGGACUGGGUUAUUUCCACCCCAGAGGUCACAUCCUAUAAUGAACAUUUUCCCACUGAAGUUUCGGUGAACUUUUCCCACGACUCGCCAUGUCGGGAGUGGUCCGCACCCUGAGCCGCUGCCUGCUCCCGGCGGAGGCCAGCCGGGACCCGGGGAGCAGCAAGGAGGGGAGCCGGGAGAGGGAUGCGGCGCAGGAGCGGGAGGCGCGGCGCAGGAGCCGGGAGAUAGACGCGAUGCUCGCCCGGGAGAGGAGAGCCGUUCGCCGGCUGGUGAAGAUUCUCCUGCUCGGGGCCGGGGAGAGCGGAAAGUCCACAUUCCUCAAACAGAUGCGCAUCAUAAACGGACAACAGUUUGAUAAAAAAGCACUUCUGGAUUUCCGGGACACUAUCUAUGAGAAUAUACUGAAGGGCAUGCGCGUGCUGGUGGAUGCCCGGGACAAGCUAGGUAUCAGCUGGCAGAGCUGCGAGAACGAGAAGCAGGGCAUGCUGGUGAUGUCGUGGGAGGGACGCGUGGGCGGCUCGGGGGUCGAGCCCAGUGAGUUUCAGCUGUACGUGAUGGCACUGAGCGCGCUCUGGGCAGAUGCCGGCAUACAGGAGGCCUACGCACGACGCUCUGAGUUCCAACUGAGUGAGUCGGUCAAAUACUUCCUGGAUAGCUUGGAUCGUAUUGGUCAACUGGUGAGUCACAGUGACUCGUUAAAUCUGGUGGACUUUGCAUUUCUUCACCUCUUUCAACUUCUGACAACAUGUUUUAUCUCUCUUUUUCAGAACUAUAUCCCAAGCAAGCAGGACAUUUUGUUUGCGAGGAAGGCAACAAAAGGCAUAGUCGAGCACGACUUUGUUAUCAAAAAGAUUCCUUUCAAAAUGGUUGAUGUCGGAGGGCAGAGGUCCCAGAGGCAGAAAUGGUUUCAGUGUUUCGACGGGAUCACAUCGAUACUCUUCAUGGUUUCAUCAUCAGAGUACGAUCAGGUCUUGAUGGAGGAUCGGAGGACAAACCGUUUGGUGGAGAGCAUGAAUAUUUUUGAGACGAUCGUCAACAACAAGCUCUUCCUCAACGUGUCUAUCAUCCUCUUCCUCAACAAAACAGACCUGCUGGUGGAAAAGAUUCGCACGGUGGACAUCCGUAAGAACUUUCCAGAGUUCAGAGGAGACCACCGCAGGCUUGAGGACGUACAGGCAUUCCUGGUGCAGUCAUUCAGCCGUAAGAGGAGAAACCGUGGGAAGCCACUCUUCCACCACUUCACCACUGCAGUAGAUACAGAGAAUAUCCGCUUUGUCUUUCACGCUGUGAAGGACACCAUCCUGCAGGAAAACCUCAAAGAUAUCAUGCUGCAGUGACCUUCACGCUGCAGACGACGACGUCUCUGACUGUAAACUGUGAAACCAGCUAUGAAUCCACGCCUGGAGGACACUACUGCCCACGAGUGCAUAUUAACACUGACCUGUGGAGCAGUAAGUGGAUUUUACUGAACUCUGAACCUGUGGAGCCCUGAUGUGACUCUGUGACCCGUUGGCUUACAUCGGCCCCUGUGGAACCUGUGAGGGUCGCAGAGGACUAGACCCUGCAUUUAACCUGUAUAAAUGUGUGUACGCUGGAAAGACAGUUGCCUUCUUGUAGCUCUUAAGUGUUCUCACCUUCAUAAACGGGUGAGAAAUUGUUUUUAAAAAAAUAAGAAAAAAAAGAGAAAAGCACCAGCUACAUGAAAUGAGCACUGAAAGUGUUUUUUUCUCAGAUGUGUGUGUGUGUAUAUAUAUAUAUAUAUAUAUAUAUAUAUAUAUAUAUAUAUAUAUAUAUAUAUAUAUAUAUAUAUACACAUAUAAACACAGCAUAUAUAAAUGAAAACCCUGACACUAAACAUAAAAGUCAACUGGCUUCCAGCUGAAAUGAAAAGAAGAGAGAAAGGAAAGACAAGAAAGUUUAGAGCUGAAGAAUGCCUCGUCCCAAUGUCCACGUGACAGAGGGAGAGGGAGAGGAUGAGGGUUUGGGCUCAUACUAGUCAUACGCCGUGUUAUGUGAUAAGGUUGCACAAGUGUUCCUGUCAAUGAACUUUAACAGAGGAAAGAGAUGAGUCUCCCUUGUGCUCCCCGUUUUCUCCUGUGCUUCCUUCUCUCUCUAUCUUUCCCUCUCCUCCCUUUCUUGUGUUUAUUCUCCUGCUCUCGCCAUCAUACAAGGGAACAGCUGCGGAUAGCAAGUCUUAUCCCUCUUAUCCCAUAACUCUCCUCUCCAGCACAACAGAUAGAUUGUUUGUCUCCUCCCGGUCAAAUUAGAGUCUCUUAGUUUAAAGACACACAGAUCCUGGUCUUGCAUGAAUUAUGGUUCAUCUCUAUCCAUAUGCUUUUCUACUCUUUCCCACCAACUUCCCAGGAGAAGUACCACAAUAGCCUAGACUCAACUAUAAUAAGCAUCCCCUUUACAAGAAGUAUUUCAUAUGCGGUUACACUACUCACUCUUUUGUCCUGUGACCAUGAAGGGAACAUCAGAGGAUGACGGGGUUGAACUGUAAAUGACCGUAUUUCCAUGUUGCAACCAUUUUGGAUUUUUGUUGCAGCCAGGGUGGGAAGUCCUAGAAAAUUGGCACAAAACAAGUGAAACAAACCAGACUGAACAAAAACACUUAUACAAACAGUUAUAUAUGAGACACAAUGAAUUUCUUUUCUCCACCGAGUCUGGUAUUUUAUUUCAAUCAGGACAGGAGUCUAUUACCACCCUAUUACCAAGUUAAUACCAGAGAAACACAUUGUCAUCCAUUUUUAUAAAGUUAGUUAUAGUCAGUUAAACCAUUGGUAAGGUCUAGUGCUGUUAGUGCUGUGACAGUUAGUUGAUCAAUCGAUUGACAGAGAAGUAAAAUGUCAAUCAAUUGCUUUUAUUGCUGGUUCCCACUUCUCAAAUGUGACGGUUUGCUGUUUUUUUUUCUGUUAUAUCAUUGUAAAUUGAAUAUGUUUGACUUUUGGACUGUUAGUUGGGCAAAGCAAGUAAUUUUAAAACUUGGAGACUAAGGAAUUAUGUUCACUAUUUUCUAACAUUUUGAAGCUGCACUAGUAAAUAUGUUUGGAUGGAGAGACAAAAUGACUUGUCUUUAUGUGAAAGUGGUUGUUUGUAGUGAUGAACCCACAGGGUAUUAUUACUAUUUAUCCCCUCAGCUGUACAGCGCAUUUCAGCUCAUUGUUUUUGGUGUUAUGGCCAGCAACUCAGUUCACUCAAACCCAUGGCAGUUGCUUUCAGCAAAAAUGCUCAAAUAAGCCCACUUCACACUACCUGCUCAGGAACAGACAGACACAGUUAUCAGUCAUCUGGUUAACAUAGUGGAGCAUUUAUCAGCUAAAGAGUUCUAAUCAAUGUUCAAUUGAUAGUUGAUAGUUCAAUCAACCCAGGGUUUCCCAAUCCAGCGACGCACACGCUCACAUAAAAGCGGCGGUGUUGCACAUAAUGACCAAUCGCAAACAUCUACCAGAGCCACUUAUUUUACAUAAGAAGAGCAAACUGUAAUCCUGUACAAAUAUGAAGAACGCAGACACGAUUUUACAGGCAAAACGCAAUACAGUCGCUUCCUAAAACAGGAAGGAAAGCUGGCAAAAUAGCCAACGUUGUAAAUAUGAAAAUCUCAACACAUCGAUAUCACUUCCUCAUCAGUCAGGCACAAGAUCUGACCAUAAUUACACUUGUGCUUUCCUUAAACUGUCGUUGCUUUAGCCUAUUAUUUCAGUUGCAACCCUGGCAGUGAUAAACGAUUGUUAGAGCAAAUCAAAAAUAUAAAAACAUAAUUCAAACCGAAGUGCAAAUUCUCAACACACGGCUCAAGAAGACUACAAAUAGCCUAAACGUAAUUCCCUCUGCUUAAAAUCUAUAUUUCCUAAAAAUACCCAUCAGGGAAUGUUAACGGGGUUGUCAGUCUCUAAAUGUUUUAACUUUUAUGAGUGCACCUCUCUCUAUCCGCACACUGAGCUCCAGCGGAUCUUUUAAGAACGGUGACGCCAUUAUUAAUCAAGUAUUAAUUGGUCAGUAGGCGGUGCUUUUACACCGGUUGAUCUGUAAUCUCCGAUAUAACCUGCUCCCGACCAGGUUAGGCGUUCAGCGUAAGUUACCAUGGCGAUUUAACCCGGUAACAAGUAAUCCACCGUUGUGAUACAGAAAAACCCUGGGUUGAACCUGAAGUUACCUCAUUAAUGCCAAAUCUUGCUUCGUAGUACAGGCCUCAGAAUGGCCAAAAACAGUAACCAAGAGGUUAGAAAUAAAAAGUACUGUUGCUAUGGUUUAUUAUACCUUGUGCCCUGAUUUAUAUAUAAUGCUGGUUAAACUGUUGACCAGAACUCUGUCUGAGAUGUCCUGUUAUGUGAUUAACGCAUACCUGACAGCCAACCAGAAACAUGUAUCUUCGAAAUCCGUUCAACCCUUUGGAUUGUUUCAAAUCAUUGUCUUUCUAACAUGUUUUCAAGAGGAGAAUUUAUUAACUGAAAAUGUUGAUUUGAUUCCCAACACUUGCAUGAUUUGGUACGCAGCAGUAGGAAACAGCUGGGCUGCUCCCACCCUGAGUAUUAAGUCCAAAUGGCCUCGAAGGGAAAUGAGGCAAGUCAUGAGCACUUCCACACUCGUUAUUAUAAUACUGUAUUAAAUUGUGUAAUUUGUAUGUAUUCGUGUGUGUUUGCAUAGUGACUUAUGGCCCCGUUUUGUGCAUGUUCAAAUGUCUUGUACAUAGAAUACUGUAAGUAUUUAACUGAUGCUGUGUGUAAUGUGGUAAUCUUACAAUACAAACACCACUCUGUCUAACAGUAUCACUGUAACUGUAAAUGUAACGUUGCUGUAACAUUUGUUGUUAACUAACCUACCUUUUCCACUCACACAAGUUUUUUUUUUAAGUGUCGUCAUUGCACUGGAGGCAUCCGAGAGAAAACAACCAGAAAGGAAAACGUCUGGGAAAAUGAAACAAAUAGAAAAACUUUUUAAGGCGAGCAGGAUGAAGGCAGAGAGUGAGAAGAGGGAGGUCUUCUGCUUUUGUUUUUUGUUUCCCAGUGCCUUGGCUCUGUGCUCUGUGGUGAAAUACACUGCUGUUUGCUGA